GCCGCCAUGAAGUAGACACCAAUGCGUUUGUUGCAGGCAGCGCAACCAGUUUCAAGGAUGUUAAUUUGCUAAACCAUCCGGACAGAUUUAUUUUAAAUAUAAAAUAAGAAACUUAAGCAUGGGUCAAAAUCAGCAAGUGCAGGCACAGGAAGGCGAACUGGAGCUGAACAGCAUACAGGAUCUCUACAAGUCAUUCAUCAUGGAGUGUCCAAGUGGAUCUUUGUACCUGCACGAGUUCAAGAGGAUGUUUGGAGUACAUCCUGGGACAGUGGAAUCAGAGUACAUGGACAACAUCUUCCGAGCAUUUGACAUGAAUCAUGACAACACAAUGGAAUUUAUAGAGUAUGUGGCCGCAUUGCAUCUUGUCCUGCGUGGAAAACUUGAAGAUAAGUUAAGGUGGACUUUCAAAGUGUUUGACGGUGAUGGCAACGGCCGCCUCGACAGAGAUGAAGUGCUGAAGAUUGUUAAGAUAAUUUACAGGAUAAAGAAAGGCGAUGUGUCUGAUGAAACAGGAGGCGAGAGACUCACUGCUGAGCAAGUCCGUGAUCACAUCUUUGAAGAGGUUGAUGUAAACAAUGAUGGUGACAUUACGUUGGAUGAGUUCAUCCAGGGGGCUGAGAGUAGUCCGUGGCUGCAGAGAUUCCUAUGUUUCGAUGUCAAUCCCAGUGGAUUGGUCCACAGGCACUUGUGUCACAGGAAACACACGUGCACAAGUGCUAAAGAUUUGUGAUGGACGUCAACACGAUCUGACAAGCCCGCCAAAUGAAAAGCCACCUCCUUUUGAACUAUUGGAAAAACAUAAAUACCUCAACCAGCAGCCUGUGAGAAGACACUUGUUGCGUGCAUUGUAGAAUAGUGUACUGUUUUCUGUGUAAAGCACUCUGGAAAUUCAGUAUACAUUGGCAUUUUGACACCACGAGAAAAUCUAUAUGAAAUAUGUAAUUUUAGCAGCAGUUAAACAUCAUGAUCAUCAUCAAAUGAGUAUCAGUUUGUGGCCUCAUCAUUAUUGUAAAUUGUAAAUACGUGAACCGAGUGUUGGUAACAAUACAUAUUAUGGCAUUGUAACAUGCUGAUGACACAGAGUAUGUAUUCAUAUGGUCACAUAUUGUUUACUGGUCCAAGAAAUUGAGGCAGCUGAUUUAUAUGGCCACUUCAGUAAUUGGUUGCAAAAGGGGGUUUAAUAAAAGGUCAGAACUGUCAGAGGGUAGAACAACAUAUUGUAACUUUUAUUCCCUUAGUAUCAAGCCUGUUAUUCCCCACGAAGCAACUGACAGGUAAAAAUUCAUGUCUUAUAAACAAUAACUGUUAUUUUCAAAACUGGAUGUUCUGAGCCAAAGAGGAAACUAAGCUGCUGGUUUCAUAACGGGGAAUCCCUAAGGCUACUCAACCUGAAGUGUAAAAGUGGUGCAGUGGCCCUUUAAAUUUUAAAAAGAUUAAGCUAGUGUCCAUAAGUCCUCAGUUAACACAGUCCUAUAUAUAUACACACACACACACACACACACACACAAACACACAUGUUUUUUGGAUAGUCGUGCUUUUUAUGGGAGCUGCAGAUGAUCAGAAAAACAUACCCAAUGUUCUUAAAUGUAGUAUGUAUUUAAAGUGUGCUUUUCUCAACACGUUGUGUGUGACCUAUACCAAAACCAAAAAGGGAAUUAUUGUUCAUUGCAAUUCACAUUGCAAUUGCCAUUCCUUCAUGUCUUUUGUUGUUGUGUACAGCUUACCAUGAUUCGUUUUAGAUGAUAGCGUGAACUCUGAACUGAUGAUUGCACUGAGUAAAAUGAAAAAUGCCUGAUGUGACACAACAUUAAAAGUGACUCACAGAAGUG
Mugil cephalus (flathead mullet) is the source of this 1829-nucleotide messenger RNA. Its product is annotated as guanylyl cyclase-activating protein 2-like. Gene Ontology annotation, molecular function: calcium ion binding; calcium sensitive guanylate cyclase activator activity. The record is from RefSeq and is a predicted model, not a curated record. NCBI's taxonomy places the organism in Eukaryota, Metazoa, Chordata, Actinopteri, Mugiliformes, Mugilidae. The transcript is spliced from 4 exons. Gene Ontology annotation, cellular component: cone photoreceptor outer segment; photoreceptor inner segment. Gene Ontology annotation, biological process: visual perception. The coding region runs from base 119 to 730 and encodes 203 amino acids.